Messenger RNA from Prionailurus viverrinus (fishing cat), 485 nucleotides. RefSeq names its product otoraplin (gene OTOR). The transcript is spliced from 4 exons. Bases 1 to 390 code for a protein of 129 amino acids. The record is from RefSeq and is a predicted model, not a curated record. Gene Ontology annotation, biological process: cartilage condensation. Lineage: Eukaryota; Metazoa; Chordata; Mammalia; Carnivora; Felidae. Gene Ontology annotation, molecular function: protein binding.
AUGGCAAGACUCUUAUUACUUUCUCUCCCCGGUCUUGUGGCCAUAUGUGCUGUGCACGGAAUAUUUAUGGACAGACUUGCUUCCAAGAAGCUGUGUGCAGAUGACGAGUGUGUGUAUACUAUUUCUCUGGCCAGAGCUCAAGAAGAUUUCAAUGCCCCCGACUGUAGGUUCAUUAAUGUUAAAAAAGGGCAGCAGAUUUAUGUUUACUCAAAGCUGGUAAAAGAAAAUGGAGCUGGAGAAUUUUGGGCUGGCAGUGUUUAUGGAGAUGGCCAGGAGGAUGAGAUGGGAACCGUGGGGUAUUUCCCCAGCAGCUUGGUAGUGGAGCAACAUGUGUACCAAGAAGCCACCAAGGAAGUCCCCACCACGGAUAUUGACUUCUUCUGUGAGUGAGCAAGUAGACAAACCUGCAAAUAGAAAGGAAACAUCAAGAAAUAAAAAGAAGUGAAAUAACAACAACAAUAACAAAAAUACAUAUCCCUAAUUCC